AUGAUGCUUCCGAGUCCACUCACUACGACACCGUUUUCUGUCAAAGAUAUACUGAAUCUGGAGCAACAGUCGCAAGCAUUACAUCUCGAGUCCCGCGACGCGUACUAUCAGUGGGAAAUUCAAGAGCAGCACCAUUUUCAGUCGACUUCUUUGUGCAUGAUCGUGGCAGGGGAGAGCCCCGGCUUGUCGGAUGCAGAUGAAAGUAUGUCCUACUUGAAUUCGUUGCCCGAUCAGGAUAUCAGUCUUUCUUCAGCGGUUUACUUUCCCUCAGCGCUUGUUCACUCUACCGUCACCACUUCAGUGGCGGAGGUCGAAGAUCAGGAAACCAAGAACUGCAGUAUGGUUACAAAAUCUCAGGAGUGUGAAGACGGUGGACACUCUGACUCGGAGAGACCACAAAAACAGAGGAACCGGCGGAAACCGAGGGUUCUCUUCUCGCAGGCCCAAGUGUUUGAACUAGAGAGGCGCUUCAAGGAGCAAAGAUACCUGUCGGCGCCGGAGAGGGAACACUUGGCCAGUGCUUUGAAACUGACUUCCACACAGGUAAAAAUCUGGUUCCAAAACCGAAGAUACAAAUGUAAGCGACAGCGCCAGGACAAAACGCUGGACAUCUCAGGACAUCAACAUCCACCACCACCAAGACGGGUGGCUGUGCCAGUUUUGGUCCGAGACGGCAAACCCUGCUUGGGUGGAUCACAGAACUACAACUCACAUUAUACAAUGGGAGCAAAUCCUUACAACUACAGUGGUUACCCGGCAUAUACCUACAGCAGUCCGCCGUACAGCAACGGCUACAGCCGUACUUACUCCACUCUUUCCACUCUCCCUCCGACUACAGCCGCCAGCGCCUUCAUGAACAUGAACCUUAGUAAUAUUGCGAGUCUCGGUGCUUCAUCCCGGGCUCCAACACACCAAGGGACAAACGUGUCAGCGUGUCAAGGAACACUGCAUGGAAUUCGUGCAUGGUAG
This is a messenger RNA of Brienomyrus brachyistius, 969 nucleotides long. Its product is annotated as homeobox protein Nkx-2.3-like. Gene Ontology annotation, cellular component: nucleus. Lineage: Eukaryota; Metazoa; Chordata; Actinopteri; Osteoglossiformes; Mormyridae. Gene Ontology annotation, biological process: cell differentiation; regulation of transcription by RNA polymerase II. Gene Ontology annotation, molecular function: RNA polymerase II cis-regulatory region sequence-specific DNA binding; DNA-binding transcription factor activity, RNA polymerase II-specific. The transcript has 2 exons. Bases 1 to 969 code for a protein of 322 amino acids. The record is from RefSeq and is a predicted model, not a curated record.